Messenger RNA from Serendipita indica DSM 11827, 1560 nucleotides. Lineage: Eukaryota; Fungi; Basidiomycota; Agaricomycetes; Sebacinales; Serendipitaceae. The record is from the annotation of a GenBank genome assembly.
AUGGGUGCCACGCCAUCACAACCCGUGCCCGACUUUAGCGAGAAACGCAAAGUUCAAGCGGCAAUGGCUGCUCAGGCGAAGGAGCUAGCAGAUAAUCUUGCAUCUUUGGACUUGAAUGCAGUCGCAACUAGCAGAAAUGGAGCCUUGGAAGGUGCGUUGUUGGAUGACUGGGAAUAUGCAGCCUCCAAGGAUCCUGUGACAUCCAUCUCGAGGACUGUAUUGUCUCAUACAGAUAUCAAUGCAUCGCUCCUCCGACGCCCACCAGUCGUUGCAGAUACAUUCAUCUUCAACGUCUCCCUGCCAUAUAUCCCAAGACCUAUCACAAACCAACGUUCAAGCGGGCGCUGCUGGCUCUUCUCCUCGACCAAUGUCCUCCGGUACACCAUCGCGCAACACCCGUCCGUCGGCUUGGCGGAGGAUGCGGAAUUCCAGCUCAGUCAGAGCUAUCUCUUCUUCUACGACAAGCUAGAGAAGUCGAACUACUACUUGGAGAACAGCAUUGAGCUCGCUGACAAGCCACUCGACGACCGGCUUGUGCAGUAUCUCAGCAUGGCUCCACUCAACGAUGGAGGACAAUGGGACAUGGUGGUGAACCUAUUCGAGAGAUACGGUGUCGUACCGCAGCCUAUCUACCCGGAGUCAUUCUCCUCGUCCAAUUCUGGCAGAAUGGACUCGCUCCUUACAACCAAGGUGCGAGAGCACGCCUUGCGUCUACGAAAGCUCGACCAAGCGCUGCGAAACUCGGAAUGGCAUGUCGACCUCAUCAACAAGGGCCAAGAGGAGAGAGCGGCAGAGGCGCGCGUCGGCAUCUUGAGGAAGAAGAAGGAAGACUUUUUGCGCGAGAUUUACAAUAUCCUCGCCAUCUGCCUCGGUGUUCCACCAUCCCCCAAAGAAAAGUUUACGUGGGAGUACUAUGAUAAAGACAAGAAGGCUCGCAGCUGGACGGGCACGCCAAUCGAGUUUUACAAGACAUUCGCGGAAACGCCGAAGAAUAAGCACACUGAAGCGUUCAGCUUGAUCAACGACCCAAGGAACGAGUAUGAUACACUCUACACGGUGGACCGACUCGGUAAUGUUUGGGGCGGAAAGCCAAUCCGGUACGUCAACACGACGAGCAAACGCAUGAAGGAAGUGGUGGUACAGUGCAUCAAAGCUAACCACCCCGUGUUCUUCGGAUGUGAUGUCGGCAAGUUCUCCAACUCUCAGCUCGGUAUCAUGGAUGCGGAGAUGUACGACUACGAGAGGGCCUUUGGCAUCACAUUAGGCAUGUCGAAGGCCGAACGUCUUCAAUCUUCCGAGUCGUCUAUGACACAUGCAAUGGUCAUAACAGCCGUGCAUGUUGACGACGAAGGGAAUACAGUGCGCUUCAAGGUGGAGAAUAGCUGGGGAGACGCGCUGGGUGACCAUGGCUUCUUCGUCAUGACCGACAAGUGGUUCGACGAAUUUGUUUACCAAGUUGUUGUUCCACGCAAUAUUGCGCCGAAGGAUCUAGUCGCCAUUUUGGAGAAGGGGAAUGCAAGGGUACUCCCCGCAUGGGAUCCCAUGGGCACACUCGCAUGA